AUGGCUUCCCUUGCUCGCUCAGCCUCGCAAUCUCUUCGCGCCUCUGCUCGUCGUGCCCCUCGCUCUCUGGCCAAGUCUGCGGUGCGGCCCACACAAGCUGCGUCUUACUCCCUUUUUGCUCGGGCAGCUGCAGCCAAGGUUGCACAAACCUCAACCGCCAAGGGCGUGCGUGGCGUCAAGACUCUCGACUUUGCUGGCACCAAGGAGGUCGUCUAUGAGCGUAGCGACUGGCCCCUAGCCAAACUCCAGGACUACUUCAAGAACGACACUCUUGCCCUCAUUGGAUAUGGCUCGCAAGGUCACGGACAAGGUUUGAACGCUCGUGAUAACGGUCUUAACGUCAUCGUCGGUGUUCGCAAGGACGGCGAGAGCUGGAGACAGGCAUUGGAGGACGGCUGGGAAAGUUUUUCUCCAGUGCCCGGAGAGACCCUCUUCCCCAUCGAGGAGGCUAUCAACAAGGGUACCAUCAUCAUGAACCUUCUGUCAGAUGCUGCCCAGUCACAAACAUGGCCUCAGCUGGCACCUCUCAUCACCAAGGGCAAAACUCUUUACUUUUCGCACGGCUUCUCCGUUGUCUACAAGGACGACACACAUGUCAUCCCUCCCAAGGAUGUGGACGUUAUCCUCGUAGCCCCCAAGGGUUCCGGACGCACCGUCCGAACCCUUUUUAAGGAAGGUCGUGGCAUCAACUCUAGCAUUGCCGUGUGGCAGGACGUCACCGGCAAAGCGAAAGAGAAAGCCAUCGCUCUUGGUGUUGGUAUUGGCUCUGGAUACAUGUAUGAAACCACCUUUGAGAAAGAGGUUUACUCUGACCUUUACGGUGAACGUGGAGUUCUUAUGGGAGGCAUUCAGGGUCUGUUCUUGGCACAGUACCAGGUCUUGCGCAAGAACGGUCACUCGCCAUCAGAAGCCUUCAACGAGACUGUCGAGGAGGCAACACAGUCUCUUUACCCUUUGAUUGGCCAGAAAGGCAUGGACUACAUGUACAACGCCUGCUCGACCACCGCCCGCCGUGGAGCUCUUGAUUGGGCUCCCAUCUUUGAAAAAGCCAACGUCCCCGUCUUCGAAGCUCUCUACGAGAGCGUACGAAAUGGAACUGAGACUCGCAAAUCGUUGGAGUUCAACGGGCGCGCCACAUAUCGUGAGGAUCUGGCCAAGGAGCUCGCUGUCAUCGACAAUCAAGAAAUCUGGCGUGCUGGCAAGACUGUGCGGUCAUUGCGUCCCGAUUACAAGCCCGAGUCAGAGUAAGAACUGCUUUGUGGAAAGAUGGAAAGGGAGGAUGAAAAGUAUCCUUGGCCCCGGGUACACUACGCUUACUAUCUCAUGACCAUUUUUUUGUAAUUUAUAUUGAUACCAAUCAUUUCGCACAUG
Molecule: messenger RNA, 1371 nt
Organism: Laccaria bicolor S238N-H82
Lineage: Eukaryota; Fungi; Basidiomycota; Agaricomycetes; Agaricales; Hydnangiaceae
Exons: 7
Coding region: 1-1248 (415 amino acids)
Biological process (GO): L-valine biosynthetic process
Cellular component (GO): mitochondrion
Molecular function (GO): ketol-acid reductoisomerase activity
Source: RefSeq, a predicted model, not a curated record